GAACAGGGAGACCCGGCCCCACCCCAUGGGAAAAGCUGCAAGAUCUGGCUGGGUUAGGAGAACAGGCGUUCGGACCCUACCCUCCAUCAGAGGGCGGGGUCAGUGCACACUCCAACCCCCCAGGAGCAGAGCCUCAGGGCCACCCCCACCCAGGAAGCCUCUGAGCCUGGCUCCAGUGUUCCAACGCCAAGGCCUGGACCAACUCCCAACCAUGAGCCAGAAAGUGUUGGACCAAAGUCUGGUGAUUACAUACACACAGUUGGAGGAGUGGGCUGAUGUUCUGAUGGAACUGUUUUGAGGACGGCUCUAAGGGAGGUCCUGGAAUACCCUCUGCUGGACAGUGCUGAGAAGAGCAUUCCUGUCGCCUGCUUAAAGUCCUCCCUCUGUCUGCAGAUUCUGUAGAAUCUUAUCAGCUGGGAUUUUACCAGACCUGCAAAGGUGUUAUGCUUGAAAGCAAUAAAGCAGAAGAUGGCUGUAUGAAGGAGGAUUCUCACGGUGAACACGAGGAGUGCCUGGAUGAUCAUGAGAACAUGCAGGACAUGGACAUCCUUGACAGGAAUAUUCUGGACGACGAUGACAAGAUGGAAGAGAGCGCUGCUGCGGAUUCUGGCCUGAAAGAGUCGUCCUCUGUUGAGGGCGAUGAUCAGAAGAAGAGCUCUGAGGAAGAAGACGAGAAAGCAGAGUCAAAGGAUGAAAAGGCUGCUGGAGGUGGUGCUGCCGCAAGUAGCCGAAAUCUGUGGGUCAGUGGUCUGACUGAUCUGAAAACUCUCUUCAGCAAAUAUGGAAAGGUUGUCGGAGCAAAGGUGGUGACAAACGCCAAGAGUCCCGGCGCUCGCCACUGUGGCUUUGUCACCAUGUCGUCCACGUCCACAGAGGACAUCAGUCAGCUUCACCGGACCCAACGUCACAGGAAGAUGAUCUCUGUGGAGCGGGGGAGCGCGUUGACUGUAUUCACAGCAGUUCUGUUGAGCUGAUUCAUCAACAAAGUCAUAAAACUGAUCAAUUCUAUUGAUUUGAAUCCAAGAAAAGAAAAAAAAAGAAGAGAUUUUUUUGCAGCUAAAGCAGUUUUCUGCUUCAGAUUCAGAGAUGCAUCAGGAGCGCUUGUUUACGAAAGACUUAAAGGGUAACCAAACCUUAAAUCAACAUUUUUUUGUCUGUUGAGCUCUAUAAAUGGAGCUUUAAAAGGCCUGUCUAUUGGACAUAGCAACAUUUUUGAUCAAUUAAAAUAAAUUCUUUAAAACAGAGUCAAAAACCGCCUGUGUGCUGCCACCUACAGGUUGAAUUGAGGUUUUACAGUUGAUCUUUGAUUGUUCAAACCAUUUAAGUUACAGAAGUCUGAUGUCAUGAACGACAGCUCCAGUAAUUAUAACAGUCCUGCCCUCAAGCCCCACCCCUUUCAGCUGUGGGUGGAGUCAGCCUCCAACUACCACACAGAACCAAAGAAAAUUGUUUAUUUGUUAACUUCAACAGAUUCAUUUAAAUGCAACAAAAAAUAUGAAAGUAAUUUCAGUCAAAUUAAUUAAAUAAUAUCCUAUUCUGAAGAAAAAUGUACUAAAUAUUAUUUUGAAAGGCUAAAAACAAGCCGGCAGGGAAGAAGCCUGCCGAAUAGUCCGGAGCCGAGAGAAGACGGUCCACGACUCAAAAUACGUAAGAACCUCAACUCUACAUUUGAGUCAAUCAGCCGUAAGUCUACGACAGACUAAUUUUAGAGUUAAAAAUGUAUGAGAAAAAAUACUGUAUAUUUACGUGACUUGACGAUGUAAAUUUAUGACUUUCAUCUAAUAAAUGUAUUUGUUUUUUAAA
Molecule: messenger RNA, 1803 nt
Organism: Oryzias melastigma (Indian medaka)
Lineage: Eukaryota; Metazoa; Chordata; Actinopteri; Beloniformes; Adrianichthyidae
Product: scaffold attachment factor B2
Exons: 9
Coding region: 444-974 (176 amino acids)
Biological process (GO): regulation of mRNA processing; regulation of transcription by RNA polymerase II
Cellular component (GO): nucleus
Molecular function (GO): sequence-specific DNA binding; RNA binding
Source: RefSeq, a predicted model, not a curated record